Molecule: messenger RNA, 515 nt
Organism: Glycine soja
Lineage: Eukaryota; Viridiplantae; Streptophyta; Magnoliopsida; Fabales; Fabaceae
Product: heat shock 70 kDa protein 15-like
Exons: 3
Coding region: 9-515 (168 amino acids)
Biological process (GO): protein folding
Cellular component (GO): nucleus; cytosol
Molecular function (GO): ATP binding; ATP-dependent protein folding chaperone
Source: RefSeq, a predicted model, not a curated record
AUGUACACAUGGUUGAGGUGGUUGGUUCUGGAUCUCGUGUGCCACCUAUAAACAAAAUAUUGACAGAGUUCUUCAAAAAGGAGCCUAGGCGGACAAUGAAUGCUAGUGAGUGUGUUGCCAGGGGUUGUGCAUUGCAGUGUGCAAUUCUCAGCCCAACUUUUAAAGUACGGGAGUUUCAGGUCAAUGAAAGCUUUCCUUUCUCAAUUUCUCUCCCGUGGAAAGGUCCAAGUUCUGAUGCACAGGAAAGUGGACCAGAUAAUAUGCAGAGUACCCUUGUUUUUCCCAAGGGAAAUCCCAUACCAAGUGUCAAGGCACUGACCAUCUACAGGUCAGGAACCUUUUCUAUUGAUGUUCAAUAUGAUGAUGUGGGUGGAUUGCAAACACCUGCAAAGAUCAGCACAUAUACUAUUGGACCUUUCCAAUCUACACAAACUGAAAAGGCAAAAAUUAAAGUGAAAGUUCGGUUGAAUCUCCAUGGAAUUGUAUCUGUCAAAUCUGCAACUGUAAGUCUUUAG